Messenger RNA from Knipowitschia caucasica, 1539 nucleotides. The record is from the annotation of a GenBank genome assembly. Lineage: Eukaryota; Metazoa; Chordata; Actinopteri; Gobiiformes; Gobiidae.
AUGGGUGUGCAUGAGCUGUGGUCUAUUCUAGAGCCCGUUCGAAAGUCCGUGCCUUUGUACAGUUUGAGCGGAAAGACACUUGCAGUGGACCUGAGUCUCUGGGUGUGCGAGGCUCAACAUGUCCAGGCGAUGAUGGGAAGGGUCACCAAACCUCAUCUCAGGAACCUGUUCUUCAGAGUGUCAUCUCUGACUCUUAUGGGGGUAAAGCUUGUUUUUGUCAUGGAAGGAGAGGCCCCAAAACUGAAGGCAGAAACCAUGAACAAACGGACUCAAAGCAGGUUUGGAUUUAAAGCAGCUGCUCCAAAGAAGUUACCUAACACCAACAGAGGGCGCUUCAAAGUCGUACUAAGAGAGUGUGCAGAGAUGCUGGACAACAUGGGCGUCCCAUGGGUGACAGCAGCUGGUGAAGCAGAAGCCAUGUGUGCCUUCCUGGACUCUCAGGGCCUGGUUGAUGGCUGCAUCACCAAUGAUGGAGAUGCCUUUCUUUAUGGAGCCAGGACUGUUUACAGGAACUUUAACAUGAACACUAAAGACCCUCAGGUUGACUGCUACCAGACUUGUGAUGUACAAAGCGAGCUGCAUCUCUCCCGGGAAAAUCUUGUUGGACUAGCAAUUUUUCUUGGAUGUGAUUAUAUUCCCAAGGGGAUACAAGGAGUUGGUAAAGAACAAGCUCUGAAGUUGAUCUUUAAACUUGAGGGGCAAACAAUUCUUCAGAAGAUUAGUAGGUGGACAGAGGAUAACUCAUAUAUUCCAGAAUCAAAAAUGAAGAAAGUCCCACACUGCCAUUUGUGCCGACAUCCUGGUUCAGCAAAAGCACAUGAGAAAAGUGGAUGUCUGACAUGUGGCAGCAGCAGAUUUUGUGAACCCCAGGACUUUGACUACCAGUGCCCCUGUGAUUGGCAUUGCGGGGAACAAAGCCGCCAAGCUCUAUCCUUGGAGAUCAACAUCAGAAGAAAGACCCUUGCUAAUCCCCUUUUUCCAUUUACAGAGAUUAUACAUGAGUUUCUAAUAUCCAAGGAUAAGGCUGUAUCCCAUUUUAAAAGAAGGCUACCUAAUAUACUUCUCAUGCAGAAAUUUGCAUAUGAUAAAAUGGAAUGGCCAAAACACUACACAAGUGAAAAGGUUCUUGUGUUGAUGACCUACAUGAAUUUGAUGAAUAAAAAAUGUGGAAGGCAAGUCUUUCAGCAAGUCAAGCCUCUCAGAAUAUUAAAGCCUCGCGUGAGAAACGGAGUGUCCUGCUUUGAAGUCGCUUGGACAACACCGGAGAAUUAUGCAUUUCCUGACGAUCCAGCACCUGAGAAUCAAGAGGAAGUCCGGACAAUAGAGGAAGAAUCUCUGUUUCGAGCGGCGUAUCCAGAACUGGUAGAGAUCUUCCAGAGAGACAAAGCUGCAGCGGAGGAGAAAAAGAGCAAAAAGAAGAAGCAAAAAAGUAAAAAGGAGAAGACUGUUGAAGGAUCGGACGGGAUUUCUGACCUCUUGGCUCAGAUGAUCCCAGUCCUGCUUCACCUGCUGCAGACAGAGACAGUGAUGAUUCAGUGA